AUGCCCUCAUAUGUUAAGUUCCUUAAAAAGAUCUUAUCCAAUAAGAAAAAGGUCGAGGAUAAUGAGACUGUUACACUUACUGUUGAGUGUAGCGCUAUAAUCCAAAACAACAUGCCUCCUAAGCUAAAAGAUCUAGGUAGUUUUUUCCUACCUUGCAUAAUCGGAAAGUUUGUCAUAUACAAAGCUCUAUGUAACUUAGGAGCUAGUGUUAGUUUAAUGCCCUUAUCCAUAUGUGAAAGACUCAAAUUAAGAGAAGUAAGACCGACGAGAAUGUCUCUUCAACUAGCUAACCAUUCUAUUAAAUUUUCAGUAGGUAUACUAGAGAACUUUCCCAUUCGUAUAGGUCAAUUUUAUAUUCCCACUGACUUUAUAGUAAUGGACAUAAAGGAGGAUUCCAGCAUCCCUAUCAUUUUAGGAAGACCCUUUUUUGCCAUUGUUGGAGCUAUCAUAGAUGUGAAGAAAGGAAAUCUAACCUUUGAGGCUGCUGAAGAAAAAGUUGAAUUUAUUCUAACACAUUUCUUAAAGGCACCAGCUAUAGAAGAUUCGUGGUGGACGUCAUCGACGAAUGCAUUAGAGAAAUGGAGAUGGAACGAUCUAAGUAUAUUGAAGGACUAA
Messenger RNA from Lathyrus oleraceus (garden pea), 615 nucleotides. RefSeq lists its product as uncharacterized. The transcript has a single exon. The coding region runs from base 1 to 615 and encodes 204 amino acids. Gene Ontology annotation, molecular function: aspartic-type endopeptidase activity. Gene Ontology annotation, biological process: proteolysis. NCBI's taxonomy places the organism in Eukaryota, Viridiplantae, Streptophyta, Magnoliopsida, Fabales, Fabaceae. The record is from RefSeq and is a predicted model, not a curated record.